Panonychus citri (citrus red mite) is the source of this 3041-nucleotide messenger RNA. Its product is annotated as dnaJ homolog subfamily C member 10-like. Lineage: Eukaryota; Metazoa; Arthropoda; Arachnida; Trombidiformes; Tetranychidae. The coding region runs from base 348 to 2783 and encodes 811 amino acids. The transcript has 11 exons. The record is from RefSeq and is a predicted model, not a curated record.
UUCUUUAAGUAGUUUUUCAAUCAUUAAUCAAAUGAUUAAUUCUUAAUUGACAUGAGUGAUUAAUUUAAUUCUCCGAUAAUUAGUUGUUGUGUUUACUUUGUGACAUCUUUAUGAGAAUUUAAUCUAUUUUGUUUAACGAAUUGUUAUCCUGUUUUAUUUUCUUUUUUCUGUUGUUUGUAUUUAUUGGAAAGAUGAGAAAAUCCCAUUGAUUCACUUGUUAUGAGUCAAUAAGAAGUUUUUGAUUAUGAUUAUUUGAUUGUGAUAAUUUUAUUACUAGUUUUCUACUAAUUAACUAUCUAAUUUAUUGAUUGUUUCUAAUCUCCAAUUCAUUCUUAUCUACUCACAUCAUGAUGCUCUUUAAUCUUAGUCAGCUUUUCAGCUGUUACUCCACAGUGAAAGGGUUCACUCUUGUUGAUAGAAUUUCUAAUUUUAAAUUGUUUUUUCUAAUUCUACUUCUUAUUGUUGAUCAAUUUACUGUUCAUUCUGCUGAUGAAGAUUACUACCAAUUACUUGGAAUAACAAAAAGUGCCGAUAAUCGAGAGAUUCGUAAAGCUUUUAAGAAAUUAGCUCUUAUUCACCAUCCUGAUAAGAACAAAGAUGAUCCAAAGGCAAAUGAGCUUUUCGUGAAGAUCAAUCGAGCUUAUGAAGUUCUAAAGGAUGAAGAGACUCGCAAAAAGUAUGAUCUUCACGGUGAAGAUGGAUUGAAAGAAGACUUUGAAAGAGGAAACUCUUGGCACUCAUGGAACUAUUAUGAAGAAAGUUUCGGCAUCUAUGAUGAUGAUCCACAAAUUUUGACUCUCAGCCGUUUAGAAUUCGAGAGAUCGGUUACCAAUUCGCCAUUUCUAUGGUUCAUUAAUUUCUAUUCACCUCAAUGCUCUCAUUGUCACACUAUUGCACCAGAAUGGAGAUCAAUGGCAAGAGAACUUGAAAAUGUCAUUCGUAUUGGUGCUGUUAAUUGCGAAGAAGACUGGAUUCUUUGUCGAGAACAACGAAUUCAAGGUUUCCCAUCUCUGAUCCUUUACCCAGAGAAAAAAGUCUACAAUGGAAAGCGAACCUCAGAUGCAUUUGUUGAAUUCGUUCUCUCUCAUUUACCCAAUAAAGUUACCAAGUUCACUGAGGACCUAUUAACCUCUAGCGACGAUUCUAAGGAUAGCUACUGGUUAAUAUCAUUCUGCUUCGACAAAUCAGAUUGUCAAUUUGAAGAUACUUUGAUGAAACUUGCCAUAGCUCUAGAUGGAUUAGCUAAAAUAUCUGAAAUCAAUUGUGAUAAAAACUCAGAACUUUGUCAGAAAUUCAAAGUAACUGAAAAAUCUAUCCGAUUGUACAAAAGUAUCUCAGAUUUAAGUGACCACAAAGAGAUUCCAUACUCCCAAGAUGCUAAGGACAUAACAUCAUCUGUUUUAAAUCAACUACCAGGACUUGAAAAGCUUAACUCAAAACAAUUUAAAUCAUCAAUUCCAGAAGCAAAUUCUGACAUUAAAUCUCAUUGGGUUAUUUUAUUCAGCAAAGGUCCGAUUGAAAAUGAUGAUUCAAUCAGCAAAGAAUUGAAGAGAUUACCAGCACUUUUAAAAGAUGUAAAAACAGGCCAUGUUGAUUGUUUAACGGAAAAUAGUUUAUGUACCGAGUAUCCACUUAGCACUUAUCCCAAUUUCCUUAUAUUUCGUGAUAAAGUCUCUUAUGAAGCAUAUCAUGGUCGGAUUUCGGCUCAUGAUGUUGCUACAUUUGCCUUGGAGAGUUUACCAAGUCGCCUUAAUGCCCUUUCGCCAGAAAGAUUUGAACACGAAAUUGCAAAUUCUAAUCAACCCUGGUUAGUUGAUUUCUAUGCUCCGUGGUGUCCACCCUGCAUGGCCUUUAUGCCAGAAGUAAGAAAGACAAGUCGUAAUGUUGGAGAUAUAAUUAACUUUGGAACCAUUGAUUGUUCCGUUCACUCAACACUCUGUCGAAAGUACAAUAUCCGAUCUUAUCCAACGCUAAUUCUUUACAAUAAAACUCAACCAAAUCAAUUUUUUGGUGCUCAUAAAUCAGCUGAUUUAAUUGAAUUCAUUCAAGAUACUCUUAAUCCUCCAGUUGAAAGUUUAACUAGUACAAAUUUCGAGGAAAAAGUAAUUAAUCGAGAUCAAGAUACAAUUUAUUUGAUCGAUUUCUUUGCUCCAUGGUGUCGUCCUUGUCAAGAAUUUGCACCAAGCUGGAGGAAAAUUGCCAAAUUAAUGAAAUCUGAGAAAAAUGUAAAAGUUGCCGACGUUAAUUGUCAAGACAAUUUAGAUCUAUGUUCAUCUCAUGGAGUAAAAACUUAUCCAAUGAUUAGAUUAUAUCCCUCAAAAAGAGACUCAAGAUUCAAGGAACCCUUUUUUGCUUUCAAUGGUUACAAUCGAGAUGUACAAUCAGUUCGCACUUGGAUCUACUAUUAUAUACCGACUGUAGUUCGUAAUAUCGACUCGCCAAUUUUAUUUGAAAAACUGUUGAACUCUAAAUAUCCAUACCUGGUUGAUUAUUAUGCUCCUUGGUGUGGACAUUGUCAAACAUUUGCUCCUGAUUAUGAAAUUGUUUCAAAGAAAUUGAAAGAUGAAGGAAUCAAAUCAGCAAAGAUUAAUUGUCAAGACAAUGAGCUAUUAUGUAGUCGGGCCAAUGUAAGAGCUUAUCCAACCUUGAGAUUUUACCCUGGGGCUGUUGACGGUGAUGCUCAGGGCCCACAUGGAAUCGAUAUUGACACUUAUCAUAUUGAUUCAAUUAUAUCGAUGGUUAAACAACAUGUUAAGCACAAAAAUAUCAAGGAUGAGUUAUAAUAAAUCAAUCGAUAAAUUAUCAACUAAUUGAAAGUUUUUUUUAAUAAUCUCUCUGUGAUUUGUCCAGUCUUAAUUGUCUGAAUUCAUGAUUUGGUAAUUAACUAAUUUGUUUAUGUUACCUCAUCAAUCAACUAUCAUUUUAAUACAUUAAUUUUUAUUGUCCUGUCUUGGUGAAUAGUCAAAUAAUUAAUCCAGUUAAUUAUGUAAUGUAUUUUACUUAAUCAAUCAAAAUUAAAUUAACACUCAUUUUCAAAAUUA